CCUGGCCCUGUGAGAAGGAAAACAGCUGGAUUUAAAACACCAGGCAACAGAUGGUCACACACACAGAUCACACAGUGUCCAGAUUGUGGCAGAAGUUUCAGUCAGAAUUCUGGACUAAUGACUCACCAGAGGACUCAUUCCCAGGACAAACUGUAUGAAUGUCCUGAGUGUGGGAAAAGUUUCAAUCAUAAUUCCAGCCUGGUAGUACACCAGAGGAUUCACACAGGAGUGAAACCGUAUGAAUGUCCUGAGUGUGGGAAAAGUUUCAGUCGGAAUUCUACCCUUGUUAUACACCAGAGGACUCACACAGGAGAGAAACCAUAUGAAUGUUCAGAAUGUGGGAAAUGUUUCAGUAAGAAUUCCACUCUGGUGACACACCAGAGGACUCAUACAGGAGACAAACCGUAUGAGUGUCCAGAUUGUGGGAAAUGUUUCAGUCAUAUUUCCAGUCUUAUAAGACACCAGACGACUCACACAGGAGAGAAACCGUAUGAGUGUCCAGAGUGUGGAGAAAGUUUCAGCCACAUUUCCAGUCUAAUAAGUCACCAGAGGACUCACACAGGAGAAAAACCAUAUGAUUGUUUAGAAUGUGGGAAAUGUUUUAGUAAUAAUUCCGACCUGGUGACACACCAGAGGACUCAUACAGGAGAGAAACCGUAUGAAUGUCCUGAGUGUGGGAAAAGUUUCAGUCAUAAUUCCACAUUGGUGAGACACCAGAGGAUUCACACAGGAGAAAAACCAUAUGAAUGUCUAGAGUGUGGGAAAUGUUUCAGUAAGAAUUUCAACCUGAUGACACACCAGAGGACUCACACGGGAGACAAACCGUAUGAGUGUGCAGUUUGUGGGAAACGUUUCAGUCAGAAUUCCAACCUUGUGAAACACCAGAGGACUCACGUAGGAGACAAACCGUAUGAGUGUGCAGUUUGUGGGAAACGUUUCAGUCAGAAUUCCAACCUUGUGAAACACCAGAGGACUCACGUAGGAGACAAACCGUAUGAGUGUGCAGUNUUUAGCUUUGCUUUCACUAAGGAACAGUACUUGUUUUUAGCUAGUCCAGUUAUCUAG
Thamnophis sirtalis is the source of this 1065-nucleotide messenger RNA. NCBI's taxonomy places the organism in Eukaryota, Metazoa, Chordata, Lepidosauria, Squamata, Natricidae. The record is from RefSeq and is a predicted model, not a curated record.